CCAUCAAUGGGGAAAUACUUUUAUUGGUGUAAUAAUAAUAUACGAGGAAAACGUGGAGCUAGGUUGUUGUAUCCAUUGAACACAAGCCAUGUAAGUAUAUAUUUCUCAUUUCUAGACACUUGUUAUACAUUAAAACCAUCUUGCAUCUCUCUCACAAGAACAAGAUGACGUGGAUCAUUCUAGUUUCGUGCAUCGGCUUCGUCUGCCUCUUGAAGAAUCUAACCUCCCUUGUGAGAUGGAUCCUCAACCUGCUUCUCCGACCCGCAAAGGAUCUCACGAGUUACGGCUCCUGGGCUCUCGUCACUGGUUCCACCGAUGGAAUCGGGAAAGCCUUUGCUUUCAAACUGGCCGCCCUCGGCCUCAACCUAGUCCUGCUCAGCAGGAACUCCGCAAAGCUCAAAACGGUCUCCGCCCAAAUCCAGGCUAGCUUUCCCCACAUAAAGAUCAAAGUAUUCGAGCUCGACUUUUCAAGCGGAGACGUGGGCCCGGCCCAACUGAAGGAGGCCGUCAAGGGUCUCGACAUCGGGGUGUUGAUCAACAACGUCGGCGUUACUUAUCCACGGCCCAUGUACUUCCAUGAGGUGGAUGACCAAGUGUGGAUGAAUUUGGUGAGGGUCAAUCUACAAGGAACAACUCACGUUACCAGAGCAGUUAUAGCAGGUAUGAUCCAUAGGGGAAGAGGCGCAAUUCUUAACAUUGGGUCGGGUGCAUCAGUUGUUGUACCCUCUCAUCCAUUAUAUGCCAUUUACGCCGCCACCAAAGCGUAUGUGGAUCAGUUAUCAAGAAGCCUGUAUGUAGAGUACAAACACUAUGGAAUUGACAUCCAGUGUCAGGUACCACUAUAUGUAUCAACAAGAAUGGCAUCAGAAGUUGCAUAUGUGGAGAAAUCAACAAUAUUCAUACCAACAGCUGAGAGAUAUGUGGAAGCAGCAGUUAAGUGGAUAGGUUAUGAAAGCAGGUGCAGUCCUUACUGGGCCCAUUCUCUACAGUGGUUCUUUGCUUCAAUGUUGCCUCAUUCUCUUCUUCAUUCUUGGAGGCUCUCUGUUGCCAUUACAAGAACUCAAAAAAAACCCACCUCUCCUUAAUUACUUAAUUUAAUUAAGGAAUAGUAGCUGUUAAAUAAAUAAUGACUUUUGCUCUAUCCAUAAUAUUAUCACCUUUUGAUUUGUAGAGGUGAUGAUUUUAUUGAACAUUUAUAAAAUAGAGCAAAAAACCAUUAUUUAUUUAAUUAGUAAUUAACUCUUAAUCUGCCCAUGUUUUGUACGUAAAUUUAUAGUGUUAUCUUUCUUCUAUCAUUUUGUAACCUGUCUCGACUUUCAAGUUUCAUCAUUAAUUUGUUCUAGUA
Molecule: messenger RNA, 1345 nt
Organism: Salvia miltiorrhiza (redroot sage)
Lineage: Eukaryota; Viridiplantae; Streptophyta; Magnoliopsida; Lamiales; Lamiaceae
Product: very-long-chain 3-oxoacyl-CoA reductase-like protein At1g24470
Exons: 4
Coding region: 165-1085 (306 amino acids)
Cellular component (GO): endoplasmic reticulum
Molecular function (GO): ketoreductase activity
Source: RefSeq, a predicted model, not a curated record